AUGAGAGAAACUUCAAAGGAAAACAUGUCUCAAGUUGGGUUGUUAAUAUUACUAGUUUAUAGCUUGUUAUUUGCAAUAAUAUCUGUAAAGGGCAAUAAUGUUUUAGCUAUUGAAUGCUUAGCUUCUGAUCAUGAAGCUCUACUAGACUUUAAAAAUGGCCUUAAGGAUUCUCGCAACCGUCUCUCGUCAUGGAGAAGCAGCGACUGUUGUCAAUGGCACGGAAUAUAUUGCGAUAACAUUACAGGUGCGGUUGUUGCAAUCGAUCUCCGUAACCCGCAUCCAGUGUCAUUUGAUGAUCCUCCUAGAAAGUAUGAAAUGUGGAACCUAAGUGGUGAGCUAAGACCAUCUUUGCUGAAACUCAAGUCACUAAGACAUUUAGACUUGAGCUUCAACACAUUCAAGAGAAUACCAAUUCCUAAGUUUUUAGGAUCAUUGGUGAAUUUGCAAUAUCUGAACCUGUCGAAUGCUGGCUUUGCUGGUUUAAUUCCACCCCAUUUGGGAAAUCUUUCUCACCUGCAAUAUCUUGAUCUCAAUUCCUUUAGCUUGCAUGUUGAAAAUCUACAAUGGUUGACUGACCUUGUCUCUUUGAAACAUCUUGCCAUGGAUGGAGUUGACCUUUCAUCGGUAGCGAGAACAGAUUGGGUUAGUACAAUAAACCAGCUACCUUCUUUAAUGAAUUUGCAUCUAUCUUUCUGCCAACUUUUUGGUCAUAUUUCAACUCCUUCAUCUCUCAAUUUUACUUCACUUGCUGUUUUAGAUCUUAGUUCAAAUAAAUUUGUUUCAAAGAUACCUGAUUGGCUUGUUAAUAUUAGUACCAUACAACAUAUUGACAUAAGCACUAAUGCUUUGUAUGGGAAAAUACCACUUGGUUUAAGAAACUUGCCAAAGCUAAAUUAUUUGAAUUUAGCAGAGAACGACAAUCUCACAGCAAGGUGUUCUCAACUCUUCAUGAAAGGGUGGGGAAAGAUACAAAAGCUUGAUUUGUCGAUUAAUAAAUUACAUGGGAGACUUCCUUCAUCCAUUGGAAACUUGACUUCACUCACUUACCUUGACCUCAGUCAUAAUGCAAUUGAAGGCGGUAUUCCUAGUUCCAUUGGUAAACUCUGCAGGUUGAAAUUUUUUGAUUUAUCAGAAAAUAAUAUGACAGGAACUCUACCUGAGUUUCGUCGAGGAAUAGAUGAAUGUCCUUCUAGAAAACCUCUUCCUAAAUUGGCGUAUUUUAUCAUGAACAACAACCAGCUUCAUGGUAAAAUCCCAGAUUGGUUAGUUCAGCUAGAUAAUCUAGUUGCUAUCAGUCUUGCAAAUAAUUUGCUUGAAGGUCCUAUUCCUAUAUCCAUAGGGUUGCUGCAAAAUCUCGCAUUCUUGAUACUUAGAGGGAAUAAAUUGAAUGGUACUCUACCGGAUAGUUUAGGAAAACUUUCUAAGUUGUCAAACUUAGAUGUUUCUUUUAAUCAGUUGACAGGCAUGGUAACUGAAUACCAUUUUUUAAUGCUGAUAAAAUUGGAGAUGGUAGCGUUGUCUUCCAAUUCUUUAACUCUGAAUGUCAGUGACAAUUGGAUACCACCAUUCCAAAUAUCGUUUCUUCUUAUGGGUUCAUGUGUUUUGGGGCCUACUUUUCCACCUUGGCUUAAAACUCAAAAUAAGCUCCAUCAUUUAGACUUUUCAAAUGCUGGCAUUUUUGGUUUUAUACCAAUAUGGUUUUGGGAUAUUUCGUCCCGCUUGAGAGUUUUAAACAUGUCACAUAACGAGUUACAGGGUUGGCUUCCUAAUCCAAUACAUGCGGGAUAUUCUUCUCAUGCAAUUGAUCUAAGCUUUAAUCUUCUUGAAGGAUCGAUACCUGUUAUAACUUCUGGAGUCAACCUGCUAGAUCUCUCACACAAUCGCUUUUCUGGUGAAAUCCCAUUAAACAUAUGUCAACCCAUGCAUUAUCUGCAAUUUUUAUCUCUAUCCCAUAAUCAACUCCAUGGAGAAAUACCGUUGUCUUUUGGAGAAAUGUCGGGUGUUACUGUCAUUGAUCUUUCAUGCAACAACUUAACUGGAAGGAUCCCUCCAAGCCUCGCAAAUUGUUCUUUUCUAUUUGUACUGGACCUUGGGAAUAAUAGUCUAUUCGGGACAAUUCCAAAUUCUUUGGGUCAGUUACCACUACUCAAAUCACUACACCUUAAUGACAAUCACUUUUCAGGGGACUUGCCAUCAUCUUUAAGAAAUCUGUCAAUGUUAGAAACAAUGGAUCUUGGAAACAACAGAUUGUCAGGUAUUAUCCCUACAUGGUUUGGCAAAGGUUUUCCGUUUCUAAGAAUUCUUAUUUUGAGGUCUAAUGCAUUUUCUGGUGAAUUGCCGUCUAAACUUUCAAAACUAGGCUCAUUGCAAGUCCUUGACCUUUCCAAAAAUGACUUGAGUGGAAGCAUUCCAACAAGCUUGGGUGAUCUGAAAACUAUCGCCCAUGCGCCAAAGAAAAAUAGAUACAUAUUGUAUGGAGGUUAUACAGAUCACUACUAUGAAGAAAGUUUGAAUGUGUAUGUAAAAGACCAAAGACUGAAGUAUACUAAGACUCUUUCCCUUGUUACUAGCAUAGACCUUUCUGAUAAUAACUUCAGUGGAAAUAUUCCCAAUGAAAUUACAAAACUAUUUGGUUUGAUGGUUCUCAACUUGUCAAGAAACUAUAUAACCGGCCAAAUUCCUGAAACAAUGUCAAAUCUGCAUCAACUACAAUCUCUUGAUCUCUCGAGCAAUCAACUUUCUGGUACAAUCCCCUUAAGUUUUCCUUCCUUGACAUUUUUAGGGGCGCUAAACUUUUCCAACAACAACCUCUUGGGUGCCAUUCCUUACACAGGUCAAAUGACAACCUUUGAUGCAUCAUCUUUUACCGGGAAUCCGAGUCUUUGUGGUCCUCCACUUCCUGUGAGGUGCUCAGGUCAUGACGAUCGUAGUCAUGAGUCUGGAAGUGGACAAAGUAAUAAUAUGGAACAUGAUGAUGAAUUGUUUGAUAACUGGUUUUUAUUUAGUAUUGGUUUGGGGUUUGCUACAGGCAUUUUGGUUCCUUAUUUUAUUUUAGUAAUGAAGAGAUCGUGGAGCAACGACUAUUUUUACUUUCUGGAUCAAGUUAUUGACAAAUUAUUAUCGAGGCCCCCACACCGAUGAGGAAUAAAUCAUGGCCAAAG
Messenger RNA from Trifolium pratense (red clover), 3161 nucleotides. Its product is annotated as receptor-like protein EIX2. The record is from RefSeq and is a predicted model, not a curated record. Bases 1 to 3141 code for a protein of 1046 amino acids. The transcript has a single exon. Lineage: Eukaryota; Viridiplantae; Streptophyta; Magnoliopsida; Fabales; Fabaceae. Gene Ontology annotation, molecular function: protein binding.